Hydra vulgaris (swiftwater hydra) is the source of this 1751-nucleotide messenger RNA. Its product is annotated as cytochrome P450 4C1. The record is from RefSeq and is a predicted model, not a curated record. NCBI's taxonomy places the organism in Eukaryota, Metazoa, Cnidaria, Hydrozoa, Anthoathecata, Hydridae. Gene Ontology annotation, molecular function: monooxygenase activity; oxidoreductase activity, acting on paired donors, with incorporation or reduction of molecular oxygen; iron ion binding.
GAAAAGAUUUUAAAGUAUGUCAAAAAUGGUGUAAUUAGUUCUACUAGUUUUUUAUUAGUUUAUAAACUAUAAUUUCCAGUGUCAUUUACAACUUGUAGCGUUUCUUUUAACGCUAUAGAAGAUAUGUUUCUGAUUUGUCUAGCACUUUUAAUUUUAUCUAUUGGAUUAUUUUUUUUGCGUUAUUUAUUAAAACGUAUCUUUCACCCUCUUCAACUUUUACCAUCACCAAAAGAACAACUCAUUACUGGUCAUAUUAGUCACUUUCAAGGCCGCGACCAUUCCAACACCUUUUUGGGUUUCAACGAAAAGUUUAAAGAAGAAGGUUUAUGUACGCUAGAUACAUUAUAUGUGCCCAGGUAUGUUUAUCUAAUUGCUCCAGAAUUUAUAAAAAAGAUAUUUGCAGAUGGAAAACUUUUUCAAAGAGCUACUUCAUUAAAGGUUUUGGCACCUAUAAUUGGAAAUAGCAUGCUUACUUCAAAUUACGAAGACCAUCAUUGGCAAAGAAAGUUAUUCAAUGGAGCAUUUACUUCACAACAGCUAAAAAACUACUUUCCUGCAUUUUUAACGCAUACUGAUUUUCUAAUGAAACUUUGGUCUUAUACAAGUGAUAAAGAAAGUGGGACAAACUUAACUGUUUUGGAUGAUUUGUCUAAUCUGUCCUUUGAUAUAAUUGGUGAUGUUGGUUUUGGCUACCAAUUUAACACAAUCAACUCUCAUUCUGGUAAUGAAUUUACAUCAGCUUUUAGAUAUUUGACUGAACUGCAACAUAAUGCUAGUGUGUUCUCAAAAGUUUUGAUAAGUUGUUUUCCGUUUUUGGCGCAAUUUUUGUUAUUGUUUGGAAAACGUAGAAAACUUAUACAAGUUGUCCAUAAAACUUUGAAUAAGCUUAUUGAAAAACGUAAAAAAGAAAUUGAUGAUGGAAUAUCAACAGAAGAGAAAGAUAUUAUCACAAUUGUUUUAAAAGAUCAACAGCAAGAAAGCAGCAAACUGACAAAUGAUUUGAUCAGAGAUAAUUUAUUAUUAUUUCUUAUAGCUGGUCAUGAAACAACAUCUACUGCUAUGACUUGGUGUUUAUAUAUGCUAGGCACUAACUUAGAAGUUCAAGAAAAACUUAGAGAAGAGAUCCAGAAAAAUAUAUUGGAUAAAAAAAAUAUUACUUUUGAAGAAAUCUUGAGUUUGAAAUACUUAGAUUGUGUCGUUAAAGAAACCUUGCGCUUGCAUGGACCAGCACCAAUUUUAGGCAGAAGAAACAUUAAUGCAACAAAAUUUGGCGAAUAUGAAGUUCCUGCCAACACAGUACUACGAACUCAUGUUAGCAGUCUACACAUGAAUGAGACUAUUUAUCCAGAUCCUCAUUCAUUUAAACCUGAAAGGUUUAUGACAGGCGAAAUACCAGCAACAUUCUAUCUUACUUUUGGGCACGGUAUAUAUAACUGCAUUGGAAAGAAUUUUGCUUUGCUUGAAAUCAAAACAUUCUUGGUCAAAGCGUUGUUGCAAUUCGAAUUUUCUGUUGACCCUGAACAUAUCAGUUACACGAAGUUUGUUUGGUUAACUACGAUAACAGCAGAACCAUUGUCAAUUAGAGUAAAACCUAUUGCAGAUUGAGAUUCAACAGAAGAAUAAAACUUCAAUUAAAACUUUCAAAUCCUGGCAUUUAUAAUAUUAGUUUGGGGUUUUCAUUUAAUAUUUUUUGAAAAAAUAAGUUUUAAUUGUAUUCUUUGUAAAAUUAUAAUUACAUAUCAUGUACAUGU